Messenger RNA from Musa acuminata AAA Group (dessert banana), 1638 nucleotides. RefSeq names its product F-box/kelch-repeat protein At1g15670-like. The coding region runs from base 421 to 1533 and encodes 370 amino acids. Gene Ontology annotation, biological process: negative regulation of cytokinin-activated signaling pathway; regulation of phenylpropanoid metabolic process. The transcript has a single exon. Gene Ontology annotation, molecular function: protein binding. The record is from RefSeq and is a predicted model, not a curated record. Lineage: Eukaryota; Viridiplantae; Streptophyta; Magnoliopsida; Zingiberales; Musaceae.
CAAAUGGACGAGUCACAAUCCAUCGUCAGACGUCCUUACCCGCUCAAAAAUCUCCGCCCCUUCCGCCUCGGUGUCCUCACAGCACAAACCAUACGACGUCGACAACGAUGAUACCAGACAAAAUAUGUCGAAUUGGAACGGCACUUUGCGUGCUGCUUCCGGUGGACUUAUCCGCGUGUCGCCGCCCGUUUUGUCUUCUCCGGUUUCUUAAUCGAGCGUAUCCCACCGCCACCGUCCACGACGUCUGCAAACUGUCGCAAAACGCAGUUGCGUAUAUACACCCUCUCUCUUCCCUCGUCUUUGCUUCCCUGUAAAGAAAUGAGUUCGGUCUUAUCUCUUUCUGUAUAGUCUCUGUUUUCGAUAGCUUUGGGCUUUGUCAUCUCCCCUGUACUUGUUGUUGCGUUCGAGGUUUGCUGGUUUAUGGAGGACGAGUUGAUUCCAGGGCUGCCGCAGGAGAUCGCCCGCGAGUGUCUCAUCCGCGUCCCCUUCGACGCCUUCCGCACCGUUCAGGCCGUCUGCAAGUUCUGGAAGCACGACCUCGAGUCUGCGUCCUUCCACCGCCACCGGAAGUCCGUGGGCCUUGACCGGCCGGUGGUCGUGCUUUCCCAGUCCGAGCCCGCCCCGGUCGUCGCGGCGUCCGCCAACGGCGAGAAGUCGUACCCGUCCCGGUUGCUCUACCGCCUCGCGCUUUUCGAGCCGACAACCGGCGCCUGGAGCUCGCUGCCACCGAUCCCCGGGCGGCCCCACGGCCUCCCGCUGUUCUGCCAGCUGGCCGCCGUCGGGAGGGAGCUGGUGGUUGUCGGCGGGUGGGACCCUCGCACCUGGGCCGCCUCCGACGAGGUACACGUCUACGACUUGGUGUCCGGAGCCUGGCGCCGCGGUGCCCCCAUGCCGGGCACACGGCGCUCCUUCUUCGCGUGCGCGGCCUCGGAGGAGCGCGCCGCGGUGUUCGUGGCCGGCGGGCACGACGAGAGCAAGAACGCGCUGCGGUCGGCGCUGGCCUACGACGUGGCGGCGGACGCGUGGAUGCAGCUGCCCGACAUGGCGCGGCAGCGCGACGAGUGCCGCGGGGUGUUCGCGAGCGGCUGGUUCCACGUCGUCGGGGGUUACCCCACGGAGGCGCAGGGGCAGUUCUCGCGGAGCGCGGAGACCUUCGACGUCGCCGCCUGGCGGUGGAGCGCGGUGGAGGAGGGGAGGCUGGAGGAGGCUGCGUGCCCGCGGACGUGCGUGGUGGGCGGCGACGGGAGGGUGUACAUGUGCCGGCAGGCGGGGCAGGCAGUGGUGCUGGAGGAGGGCGGCGGGGCGUGGCGCCGGGUGGCGGAGCUGCCCGGUGAAGUGCGGGUGGCGCUGCAGAUGGUGGCGUGGGAAGGAGGGUUCAUGGUGUUGGGGUCCGGGACCCUGCGUGGGGCCCAAGUGGCCUACAUCGUGGAUAUUGAAAGCGGGGAGGGGAAGGGGAUGAAGAAGUGGCGGAAGGUUGAGUUGCAGAGGGAGUAUUCCGGCCAUGUCCAAGCUGGCUGCUGCUUCCACAUAUAAUAAUCACAUCAAUUUUAGGGUGGGGAUGGGGGAGUUUCGUUUCCGUCCUCUCUCCGCAUGAUGUAAAUUAUACAUACAUACAUGCUUUUACUUUUCUUAUUUUUA